Molecule: messenger RNA, 7356 nt
Organism: Cavia porcellus (domestic guinea pig)
Lineage: Eukaryota; Metazoa; Chordata; Mammalia; Rodentia; Caviidae
Gene: Polr1e
Product: RNA polymerase I subunit E
Exons: 13
Coding region: 1070-2326 (418 amino acids)
Biological process (GO): transcription elongation by RNA polymerase I; RNA polymerase I preinitiation complex assembly; DNA-templated transcription
Cellular component (GO): RNA polymerase I complex
Molecular function (GO): DNA binding
Source: RefSeq, a predicted model, not a curated record
AAAUCACCUAGCCACCCGCUUCAUUCCCCCGCCUCCUUUAUGAGCUAAAACCAAUCAGCAGCUGGAGGGCGGGGCCUGGACGACUGCCUCCUGUGGGCACUGUACUAUAGGAAUUUACUCGGCCCCUUGAAAAACUGACCAAUCCACCGUCCCAGGAGUCUGGCUGUGUUUACUACCGACUGAAUCCGUGAACGCUCUGACCAAUCAUCAUUUACCUUACAAUACAUGAAACUGUUAUCAAACGCCUCUUAAGGCGGGACUUAUCACUAAAUGACUCUAUGUUUGGACCAUAGAAAAGUGACUGUGAGCAGCAGCUAAUCAAAGCCUGUACGAGGCAAAUAGAUUUUUCCGCCUAGUUUCUCCAAUCGCAAUCACGACUGCCCGGGAGGCAGGCUCAAAGGGUAAUAAAGCCUAGCCAUUGGCUGGUCCUGAAAGAUUUCCCUACCCUCUUAGUGCAGGUCGCUGCAUAAUCUGGGACUGAAGCUCAGAACUGAGUUCCGUUGCUCGAAGCCAACACUGCAGUACGAUAGAAGUUGUUCUCAACUGUUACCGUUAGAAAAGGUAAAGUUAAAAGAAAAAAAGCCGUACAAAAGAAGCUACAGGAGCUGUUUUAGAUUGAAUUAAACCAAAAUCCACGGUUGAAACAAUGAAUUUAAAAUAUCCGUCUCACGGUAGUUAAGUGGGCCGCGUGCUGCGUCCAGUCUAGAGUGGCGACCUGCCUGGGAACGCUGGCGCCUGAGGACCGGGCAGGCGGGUCCCGGACUCGGGGUUUUGUGUUUGUCUCGACAUACCGUGCCACAGGUCAUGCAAGCCGGCAGUCUCCAAAACCAACUUUAUAAUUACCUAUAACUCCCUCAAAAUACAAUUUAUUGAUUUGUAUCAAUCUAUAUAGAAGUACUAAGUUCCGCCGAGAUCUCGAACGUUGAAGGGUCGCGGACUUAAAGGGAAGAAGUCCGAAAAGCGCGAGCUGCGGAGCGGCCCGGACUCCCAGGCGCACGUGCGGUGGAGACUGGCGACCCCGAUUCCCGACGGAGGCCGGCAGCUCGACGCCCAGGGCUUCACUGCCGGGAUGGCGGCAAAGGUGGUACGCAGCGCGAGGUGGCAGUACUGUGGGGAGCCGGAUGAGAAGCAGAGAGCAGUACUGGUUCAGUUCUCCAAUGGGAAGCUGCAGAAUCCAGGCAACCUGCGCUUCACUUUAUACAACAGCACUGACUCCGCAAACCCUAGGAAGAGGAGUCAGCGGAUCUUGGCAGCUGAAACUGACAGACUUUCCUAUGUUGGAAACAAUUUUGGGACUGGAGCCCUCAAAUGUAACUCUCUAUGCAGGCACUUUGUGGGGAUUUUAAACAAGACCUCUGGCCAAAUGGAAGUGUAUGAUGCUGAAUUGUUCAACAUGCAGCCACUCUUUGCAGAUGAAUCAAUUGAGAGUGAACCCAUCUUGGAGAAUCAGACCAAAACUUUCAGAGAAAAGAUGGAUUCCUGCAUUGAAGCCUUUGGUACCACCAAACAGAAACGCGCUCUGAACUCCAGGAGAAUGAACAAAGUUGGCAGUGAAUCUUUGAAUCUCGCAGUAGCUAAAGCUGCAGAUGAGAUCAUCCAUGCAAAGGGUGUGGAAGCACUGGUCAGUGAUGCCACCCAGGACGACAUGCAGGAUGACUCCCUCUACCUUCCUCCCUGCUACGCUGAUGCAACCAAGCCUGAAGAUGUGUAUAAAUUUGAAGACAUUCUGUCCCCUGCGGAAUAUGAUGCUCUUAAGGCUCCAUCUGAAGCUUUCAGGAAGGUCACAUCAGAAGAGAUACUGAAGAUGAUUGAAGAGAACAGCCACUGCUGCUUUGUCAUAGAAGCGUUGAAGUCCUUACCAUCAAAUGAGGAGAGCAGAGAUCACCAGGCCCGGUGUAUAUGGUUUCUAGAUACUCUCAUCAGAUUUCGAGCUCAGAAAGUGAUAAAGCGGAAAAGUGCCCUGGGACCUGGAAUCCCCCACAUCAUCAACACCAAACUGCUGAAGCACUUUACCUGCUUGACUUACAACAAUGGCAGUUUACGGAACUUAAUUUCGAAUUCUAUGAAAGCAAAGAUCACCGCAUAUGUGAUCAUACUUGCCUUGCACAUAAGUGACUUCCAGAUUGAUCUGACAGUGUUACAGCGAGACUUGAAACUCAGUGAGAAAAGAAUGACUGAGAUAGCGAAAGCCAUGAGGUUGAAGAUCUCUAAAAGAAAGGUAUCACUGGCACCCGGCAGGGAAGAGGACCACAAGCUGGGUACUCUCUCCAUCCCACUACCUCCAGCUCACAACUCAAACCAGCAGUCAAAGCGGAAGAAGAUGUAACCCGAUGUACGCUUUCCUAGCAGGCAUUCUGGCCCUCAUAGCUACUGCUUCAAAAGAAAACAAAAAGAGCUUUGCCUUAGGACAUAAAGCCAGAAGCCGGCAUUCCAAUCAUGCCUACUGUAUGCUGAAGUGUAAGGUGCCAGCCAGACUGGACCUCACCUCCCUGUGGUGGGACUGUGAUUGUGAGAAGUGGCAGAUGGUUCUCAUGUUCAUGUGUGCGGGGAUUGGGGACAGCAAGGUCUCGAAAGUCAGAGCCAAAAGAUUUCACUAGGUGAACCCUGAGCCACAUCUACUCAAUGGUUUGUAAGAGUCUGGAGGGCCAGUCGGGGAGGUGUGAGGCGGCCCUGGCAUGGCACGGUCUCCAUUAAGACAAUCCAGUUAUCAACUGGGCAUAACAAAACAAGAAGUGGAGGGAGUGAAUUCAAACAACCUUCUUCCUGGCAUGAUGGGCCUUACUCCAGUUGGAUUUUUUUGCUUCCACGAAACCAAACUGCAGCAGCCAGGAGGACUGCACUAAGAAAUGUAGGGCACUGGCUGCGGCUGCUGCUUCCCAGUCCUCGAGGACCAUGUGAAUCGGAGUAAGACAACAAAGGGGAUUUUAACAGACAUGAGGUAUAAGAAUUAGCAGCAGCAGAUAUGGGACUUUUUUGUUUUCUGGUGUGUUUUUUUUUUUGUUUUGUUUUUAUUGGUACCAAGGAUCGAACUUACAACUGCCUGCUUGCAAGGCAGGCGCUUAUGCUGCUGAGCUAAAUCCCCAGCCCCUGGUGUUUUGUUUUUUAAUAAAAGGAUAUCCUCAGUUUUUCUCACGAGAGACUAAGAUAGAAUACCUAAGCAAAGGAAAAAAACUACCCAUUACUGCAAAUGCAUUCAGGGCCAUUUUGGACACUGCAGUGAUGCAAAAAGAUUGCUUUAAAGCUUCAGUUUGACAAAAUAGAUACCGUUUAUUUACUUUUGUUGACACUGUCACUGUGCUUUUACUUGACCUUUUAUAAAAGUAACAAAUGAAUCCUAAGGCUUACUAAGACGGGUUAAGAGGGGCUGGGGAUUUAGCUCAGUGGCAUAAGCGCCUGCCUCAAAAGCAGGCAGUCGUGAGUUUGAUCCCUGGUACCGGUAAAAACAAAAAAGCCAAAAAAAAAAAAAAAAAAAAAGACAGGUUGAGAACUAGUACAUUUUGAAUAUGUAGCCUCAUUUAAAACUUUGAGGAGAAUUUCCAUUUAUAGACAACAAUUAUAAUAACAUAGAAAAUAUUGUAGACGAAGUGGAAGUGGCAAUUUGACAGUAGAUAAAUAAAGUAAUAAAACACAUUUUAUCUUAGUUACUAUGUCUCUGUACUCAGUAGCUCAGAUACAAUAUGGCUGAAAUUUGAAAAUACUAAUUUGGAAACCAGUAUUUGAAAUGUUAUACAAUUGCUUAUAAAAGCAGGGAAUCUAAUCUUCAACUGCAAUGUCUGGUCCAUAACAGGAGGAAAGUACAAGGAAUCAAAAAGGUAUUAAACACACAGGCAAAAUAAUAUUUAAAAUUUAUUAGUUCAUAAAAAGCAAAGGUUGUGCUUGAGGAACAGGCAUUUCCAGGGACAGGAAGUCACAUCAGGGGCUCUGAGCUAUGGAGUCAGCUGGGAACCACCAGAAACUCUCGGGGAGAAGCAGUAUCUAUAUGAUAUCAGCCAGGCCUUGAAGCCUACCUACUUCUCUGACCUCCCAGUGUUCUCUUCCUUCCACAGAGAAGGGAGUGAGCUGCUAAAAGAAACAUAGACAGGUCUGGGUAAUGCAGGCUGUCAUCCCACAUUCUGGGAGACUGGGCAACUAAGGUGAGCACCCACCCACCUGACAGGCACCACCAAUGAGUGAGUAGCAAGCAUGGAAAGAGAUCUGGGCUCAGGAGGAGCACUGCCUAGACAACACCAUGACCUGGUCACCUGGGAGUACCAGUGCUUCCAAGGGGCUGCCUCUAGGGAGGCACCAGGGGAGAAGGAACUGGGCAAGAGAUCAUUACUUCCAUAAGCCUUCCAAAGCACAUCUUUUUCCAAAAGAUGUCCUGUGAUACAAAUUACAGACCAUGAACUUUUGAAACUGCAUGACUUACUAGCACCAAGAGGAUGACUUUCUGAUAAUGAUUCCCUGGCACCAGUCAUCAAUGUUUAAAAUAUCACUACCAACCAAGUAUUUUAUACUAAUAACUGCAGCUACGUUUAAGAUCAUGGUACUCUUAAUUUACUCCAGCCCUAAAGUAGGUAGCAGUACUGACGUAAAGCACUUUAGUGGCAAAAAUAUGCACGGUUAUAUCUGAAAGUUCUGACCACCAUUUAGUACAAAGGGUGACAACUGACCUCCGAAAUGCAACUCAGAGCCAGGUAUGGUGGAGGAGGCCUGUGAUCGCAGCAUUCUGGAUGCUGAGGAAGGAGAAUCUCUACGAGUUUCAACAUAGCCUGGACUACAAAAUGAUUUCAAAGCCAGCCCGACUUGUGCAAGGGUAACCUAUCUCAAACCAAGCAAAACAAAACACCUAAAUAAAAUAAAAGAGAUAAUUCUAUAUAUCAGUUGUUUCAGCUAGGCGAGGAUACAAUCUAAUUCUCAAAAAUCCAAUUUUAGCUCAAUCUGCCUCAAAAUCUGAAGGUUACUUUCAGUGAGUGAUGUUUGGCUCUAGGAGAGACUUGACAAAGGCUACAGAGUUGGUGACUAAGAUACCAGGAAUCCUUUGCCCUGUCACAGCUUCCUAUAAUGACAAUGAUGCCACUGCUUCCACUGGAUUCUUGCAAAAACAGUCACAGAACAGGUGAAGGAUUGUGAUGUCUCCUGUCUUUGUUUUGUUGCCCAGAAUUGCCUUGGGUAUUCUAGCUCUCUUCUGGUUCCAGGGGAAUUUUAGGAGUGAUUUCUCUCAAUAUAGGAUGUAUGCUAAACGUAAUUUGAUUGGAAUUUCAUGAAAUAUAACAACUUUGGGAGAAUAGACAGAUUCAUACUGUUUCUUCUUUUCCAUGAGGAAGAAAUGUCUUUCCAUUUUCUGAAAUCCUCUUUAUUUUUUUAAGAGUACUGUACUUUCAAGGUAUAGAUUUUUUUUACUUCCUUUCUUAGACUGAUUACUAAGUGUUUCAUUUAUGUGGAUGUUAUUGUGAGGGGUGUUGUUUCCCUUAUUUCUCACUCAGUGAAUUUGCUGUUUGUGUAUAAGAAUGCUAUUGUUUUUAGGUGUUGAUUCUGUAUACAGCUAUAUAACUGAUUUUGGAUGUUACUUCUAGAAGUCUUUCAAUGGAAAUUUGGGGGUCUUCUAGGUAGAACAUCAUGUCAUCUGCAAAUAAUGAUAAUUGACUUCUUCCUUUCCCACACUUUUUCAUUUCUCUCUCUCCUUUAAUUUCUCUAGCUAAUAUUUCCAGAACUGUAUUUAACAGAAUUGUUGAUAGUGGAAUCCUUGUCUUUUUCCUGAUUUUAAGUCAAAGGUUUUCUUCUUUGGUCUCUGAGUAAGAUGUUGACAAUUGGUUUAUCAUUUAUGGCUUUUAUCAGAUUGGGAAUACACCAUCUAUGUGAAUUUUCCAAGGGGAUUUUACCAUGAAUUAAUACUGGAUUUUGUCAAAAGAUUUUUCUGCAUGUAUUGAGAUGACUAUGUGAUUCUUCAGCUUUGUUGAUUUUGCAUAUUACAUUUACUGAUUUGUGGAUGUUGAACCACCCUUUCAUUCCUGGGAUGAAUUCCACUUGAUUUUACUGUACAAACUUUUUGAUAAUUUGUUGCCUUAUGUGUGCCAGUUUUGUACUGAGGAUUUUUCCAUCUAUAUUUAUCAGAGAGAUUGGCUUGUAAUUCUCUUUUUUGGUUGUCAUUCUCUGAUGGUGGUAUUAGGGUAAGCACAAGAACAUGUGGCAUGUGGACAAUCAAGAUGUGUAGAUAUCAAGGUGUGUAGAUAAAUUUGGGACUAAAAUAUCUAUUGAUGGAAGAAGAAACCAUCCUGGUGAACAAAGGACUUUUCUUCCUUGUCAAGAUAAUUUCAAUGACUUAUGAGUAUGUGCUCUGGCAGUGUUUUAGGCUGUGUCUUUCAAAAAUGCACUUCUUAGACAUUGGGAGACACAGCAUACCAUUAUCUCAACAUUGAUUUUCCUUCCCCACCUACAUAACACCAUCAACCCAGAGGUAACCAGUGUGAAUGGGUGGGGUUGUAAGGAUGGGCACAUGGCAGGCUUAUGGGGAUAUGUGGCACUGGGUUGUUCCAAGACAGAGAGCAAAAUAAGAGCCCCUGAAGAUCUCUCAGCAGAGGAAAACUGAGCCCAUGAUGCCUGACAGAUCAACUUUUCCCAAGUUCCCAUCAAUUCACCUCCUAACCAGCUCAGCCAUGGGCCACUCCUGUUGCUAGGUUCUGGAUCAAACACUGAACAUUCCAGGCCAGCACUGUGCUCAGCCAACUAGUCAUGCAGCCUUUUGUGAUGGAGUGGGCUCAUGCUGUGGGUCUUUUGAUCCUCCUCUUGAUUUCAUGGAGAACUUUUCGUCCUCUUAGAAAUUGGUUGGCAGUGCGCAGAGAAACACAGCUCAUUGUCCAGCUUGCAGGACUCAUUAUUGAAAAGUGCCAACUGUUGGACAAACUUAGCCAGCUUCAGAAGGAACAUGAAGCCUAAGAGACAACUCUCAAGGAGGUCUGCCUAGAAGAGGAGGCCAGGGCAGCCCAGCGUCGGAAGGCAGCCAACAAGAAGGUGUUGUUGUUGAAGAAGAGAGCCAAGAUUCAAGGGCAGAUAUACCGCCUCCUCAAAGAAUGAAAAGAAGACCAAUCAGGAUGUUUGAAUAACAGCAAUCAGAGACUAAUGUCCCUGUAAUUUGCAGUCCAAGGGCUAUGAAUUCCUGUGAGGAAAAUAAGGGCUAAACACCAACUGCAAAAUGUCUGACCUCAAGCAAAGGGAAACAUAGGCUUUCCCCAUUGCUUCUCUCAUCAUUUCACUCUUUACUUUUCCAUUUAAUUGGUAUAAAAGUAUGUCAAAAUUCUAACCCAGUUGCAUAGCUUUGCAAACUCCAUCUGCACUGUUCCACUGGUGCCAGCUUAAAUAAAGCACUCUUUUCAAAGA